AUGGACAAUAUGACAGAAGUGACACAUUUCAUCCUCCUAGGACUAAUCAAUGCCCCAGAACUGCAGGUCCCCCUCUUUAUAAUGUUCACUCUCAUUUAUCUCGCCAAUGUGGUUGGAAAUCUGGGGAUGAUCCUGUUGAUUCUCAUGGACUCACAUCUACACACUCCCAUGUACUUUUUCCUCAGUAACCUGUCUCUGGUAGACUUGUGUUACUCUUCAGCUGUCACUCCCACGGUCAUGGCGGGGUUUAUUACAGUAGACCAGGUCAUCUCUUACAAUGCAUGUGCUGCUCAGAUGUUCUUUUUUGCAGCAUUUGCCACUAUGGAAAAUUUUUUCUUGGCGUCAAUGGCCUAUGAUCGCUACGCAGCAGUGUGCAAACCCCUACAUUACACCACCACCAUAACGACAAGUGUGUGUGCACGUCUGAUCCUAGGCUGCUAUGUCUGUGGUUUCCUGAAUGCCUCCAUUCAUGUGGGGAACACAUUCUGUCUCUCUUUCUGUAUGUCCAAUGUGGUCCAUCACUUUUUCUGUGAUAUUCCAGCAGUCAUGGCUCUGUCUUGCUCUGAUAGGCAUGCGAGUGAGCUGGUUCUUGUUCAUGUAGCCAGCUUCGAUGUCUUUUUUGCUCUCUUGGUCAUCUUGAUAUCCUACCUAUUGAUAUGUGUCACCAUCUUGAGGAUGUCCUCAUCUGAAGGACGUGGGAAGGCCUUUUCCACCUGUGCCUCCCACAUCACUGCAGCCUCCAUCUUCUAUGGGACAGGCAUCUUCAUGUACUCCCAGCCCAGCUCCAGUCAUUCCAUGGACACAGACAAAACAGCAUCCGUGUUCUAUACUAUGAUCAUCCCCAUGCUCAACCCUGUUGUCUACAGCCUGAGGAACAAGGAGGUAAAGAGGGCAUUCUUGAAGGUUCUUUUGGAGGCAAAAUUGUCUCUAGGUUUGUGA
This is a messenger RNA of Ceratotherium simum simum (southern white rhinoceros), 939 nucleotides long. Its product is annotated as olfactory receptor 5B3-like. Lineage: Eukaryota; Metazoa; Chordata; Mammalia; Perissodactyla; Rhinocerotidae. Gene Ontology annotation, molecular function: olfactory receptor activity; G protein-coupled receptor activity. Gene Ontology annotation, biological process: G protein-coupled receptor signaling pathway. The record is from RefSeq and is a predicted model, not a curated record. Gene Ontology annotation, cellular component: membrane.